Molecule: messenger RNA, 877 nt
Organism: Paramecium octaurelia
Lineage: Eukaryota; Ciliophora; Oligohymenophorea; Peniculida; Parameciidae
Source: the annotation of a GenBank genome assembly
AAUAAAUAAAAUAUGUAGGAAUUAAUUGAGAUUGGCUUAAAAAAGGUUUUACCAGGAAUUCUAAUAAAUCAAAUAGCCUUCUACUCUUUGUAUAAGAUUUUAAAGAAUAAUGAGUGUAUAGUAGAUGUAGCCUACACAGUCAGUCAUUUAGUUGCAGGAUCUAUCUAUGCCUAUCAUUUUGGACUUUCCUCUUUUGAGAACAAAGUAAGUAUUUAAAUUAAUAAUAGUUUAAAUUGGGAUUGCUUGCUUUGUGGACUGCCAGAUUAGCAGGAUUUUUGUUCUAUUAUAGAAUAAUGAGAGGAUUUAGAGAUCCUAGAUAUGAUGUCAUUUUCUAAAAAUACAAAAAAGAGACUUUAAAAAGAGAUGUAGUUGUUUUUGGUCAAUACAUCUUCUAAGGAUUCAUUGUUUUUGUGACAAGCUCAUCAUUGUACUUUUUAUUUAAGAAUUAAUUGAAUCCAUUUUAAUUGGCAAUUUUAGGAACAUCAAUAUUCUGGAUAUAUUUUGAAGGUUUAGCAGGUAAUGAUUAUUUAUAUCUUGAUAGACCAUCAAUUAUAAUAAUUUAAAGAUUCAAAAAACAAACCUCAAAACUCAAUAUGUCAGGAUGGUUUAUGGAAAAAGAGCAGACAUCCAAAUUUGUUUUUCGAUUUAAUGACUUGGACAACCAUUGCAAUUGCAAGCAUUAAAUCAAGACAUGAUUGUUUAGCUUUGAUCAGUCCAUUAGUUUUAUAUUACGUGAUGGCUGGUUUGACAGUACCAUUAACAGAAAAAUUGAUGAAGAAAAAAAGAGGAGAUUAAUUUAUCCAAUAUUGUUCAAAUACCAAUAAAUUCUUACCUAUUUGAAUAUUAGUAUUCAUGUUAUUAGAGAUAUGUAUUAUAU